Molecule: messenger RNA, 4065 nt
Organism: Caenorhabditis briggsae
Lineage: Eukaryota; Metazoa; Nematoda; Chromadorea; Rhabditida; Rhabditidae
Gene: Cbr-rad-50
Product: Protein CBR-RAD-50
Exons: 12
Coding region: 1-4065 (1354 amino acids)
Biological process (GO): telomere maintenance via recombination; chromosome organization involved in meiotic cell cycle; telomere maintenance via telomerase
Cellular component (GO): Mre11 complex; nucleus; condensed nuclear chromosome
Molecular function (GO): single-stranded telomeric DNA binding; double-stranded telomeric DNA binding; ATP hydrolysis activity
Source: RefSeq, a predicted model, not a curated record
AUGAAACGACCAGACAGAUUGGCGAGAUAUGAGGAAAAUUCAAAACGACUGAUUGGCAUGGAACAGCUGGAAGGAAAAGACGUCACAGGAAGAAGAUACAGAAAAGAAGGGUUGAAGUUGAAGCUUGGAAGACAGAUGAUGAAUCGAGGGAAACCUGUUUGGCGGUUGAUUACGAUCGAACGGAAGGAGGAGGAACUUCACAUUCGAGGCAUUCGAAGUGUCGGUGAUGAAGAUCAUCAUGUUCAAAAGAUUGAUUUUCUUUCGCCUUGCACACUGAUCAGUGGACCUAAUGGAACUGGCAAGACCACCACCAUCGAAGCGCUGAACUUCAUCACAACUGGUCAGAUGCCGACAGUGAAAAAACAGGCUUUCAUUCACAGCAGAGAUGUUGCUCGAAAGACCCGCGUAGAUGCAUCAGUUGUUUUGGAGUUUAUUGAUGUGAAAGGAAGAGUGUGUACUGCUGUUCGGAGAUUGGUCGCUACCACUGGAACCAAGAAUGCCGCUCAGGCUGAGGAGCACACUCUAGCGAUCAAAUAUCCUGAUGGCACUACACAAACUUUGAGUAGCAAAGUUUGCGACUUCAACAAAGCCAUCCUACAUCAUCUAGGCGUUCCAAAAGCUAUUUUCAAAUACGUCAUCUUUUGUCAUCAGGAAGAUUCGACAUGGCCUCUGAGCGAGCCGAAAGAGCUCAAAAAUCGUUUCGAUGAGAUUUUCCAAUUGACAAAAUUUGUGAGAGCUCAGGAGAGAAUGAGAAAAAUCGUUGGAGACUUCGCGAAGGAGCUGAACACUCAUGAGGUGUCAAAACAGCUCUACGAAUCUCAUAUCAAAGAGAAACUGAGCGCUCGUAAGAUUCGUGACGAUUGUGUUAAGAAAAUAGAAAAAGGGAAAGAAGCUACGAGCGAUUUGAAGCGAAAGAAAACUCAGGGUAUCAAAAGAUGCGAAGAACUGAAAAUAGAAAUUCAAAAGUUAGACGACCUGAGCAUCUCUAUCAAACAGAAUGAGGCUGAACGCGGAAACCUGAAGAAACAAAUGGAGUUGAUUCGUGUUGAACCAUAUUAUGGAACCGAAGAAGAAUUGAGAAAGCAGUUGGAGGAGUUGAAUGAUGGAGGGAACUAUGCGGAUCAACGUGCUAAAAUCGACAAGAGAAUUGCGAGAAACAAUCAGGAAAGACAAGAAUUGUCCAGAAAUAAAACGGAUCUGGAGAAUAAAAUAUCCAGUUUGAAAGCCGAAGCAAUACAUUGCGAGGCUUUGAAACAUGAUCUGCAAGAGCUGGAAUCAUCUCUUCGGGCUGAGCUUGAUCUUGAGGAGGAUGCUGCUCUUGAUAUCGAAGUCGAGCACGCUUUGAACACAAAGGUGAAAGAAAUGAUGAAGAAGUGUGAGAUUGCGGUUGAAGACUACACAAAACUCCAAUCAACUCAUCGAUCUGCUCAGGAAGCUGUCACAAAAAUUGAAGUUGAGCUGAGCACAAUGAAAAACGAAAAAUUGAAAAUGGAAAAAGAAGUCGAUCAGCUAAAAUCGAAGAUUAGACAAGGAGAAAACGCAACAUCUGGAAUGAAAGAGCUUCUCAAAAAAGAAGAGCAACUUCGUAGGAGCUUGGAUGCGCUUCCGGACGUUGAUAAAGAUGCACUCGACGAUUUUAAACAUAAAAGAGACAAACUUCUGAAAGAAACGGAUGUGCUUAAGAAAAAGUGUGCUGAAGCGGAGAAGAACGCCGAGAACGAGAAAGAAAAAGCAACCCUUCUACAGACCGUGUCUAUUGCUCAUAAAAAGAUCACUGCAUACAAACGUAAGCAUGAGAACAACUGGAAAGGACUUCUUGGAUAUGUUCCGGAAUUCCCUUGGAGUGAACGGUUAUCGACAGCAUUCACCAAGCUACGAAAUGAUAAGAAAACGAUGGAAGAAGAUUUUCGGGAUGUGCAGUUGAACGUGCAAAAGCUGGAAACGAUGCAGCAAGAGUACAGAAAGCAAGAAAAGAGUUUGACUGCCCGGGAACUCGAAUUGAGCGAAGAGAUGUCUGAAUCAUGCCCGUAUAAGCACGAAGAUAUUUCCGAGAAACUGGUGGAUUUGCGUAAGCGGCUGAAAAAAGCUCGAAAGGAUCUGGCGCCAAUAAGUGCAAAGUCUGAUAUCUACGAUUCGUACAUCGAGGAGUCGAAAACCAACGGAUGUUGUCCAUUGUGUGAACGUGAUUUUUCUUCGAAAAAGGCCAUUUCUGAAUUCACGAAAAAACUCCAACAUAUGACUCUGAACUUACCCGCCGAGCAAGAAGAACUCGAGUCUAAAGUGUCCCGAAUGGAAAUGGAAGAGGUUCAACUGGUGAAAUCUGAAGGACAAGCAAAAGAGUUGGAAAAGAUUGUAAAAGAAUUGAAAGAAAUUCGUCAGAAGAGGACAACCAAUUCUCGCGAAAUGGAAGAAGAAAAAGAAAGCUUGACUAAAAAUGAAGGACAACUUGAGAUUCUGAAUAAGAAAUUAGGUUUUGCUGAAGAGCUACAAACCGAUGUGGGAGUUGUUGAACAACUCUGCGAACAAACUAACGAUAAUGAAGAACGUCUUGCGAAUUUAACCUCGGAAGUCAGCUUCAGUGAAGGUCCGAGUUACAGCGAGCUUCGUACUAAACUGGAAGAGAAAGAGAAAGAAUAUCGCCGAGUUGUUCAAGAAAGCGACGAGUUCCAGAAGUCCACCGAAGAAAGGAACAAACUUCAAUCAAAGCUAAAUGAACUUGGAACCCAUCGUGUCUCUUUGGGAGAAGCUGCUGCCCAAGCAGGAGCGUUCGCUGAACAACUUGAAAAGAAGAAGCGUGAAAUUCAGAAGUGUGUUGAUGAGAUGGAGAGAAAAAGAGAUGAAGAUCUGCCAGAUGCGAAGUUGACUAGAGAGGAAUUGAUUCGACAGCUGGCUUUGAAAGAUGAGGCUCGGAAAAAGGCUGAAAUGGAAAUGCAACUGAAAAGGAAAGAUAUGCAGCAGAAGCAAGAACAAUGGAAGAUGUUGGUGAGGAACAUUCAAGAGAGUAAUAAGGGUGAGAGAAUGCUGGUCGAGCAGGAGAUGAAUGUGAGAUCUAUCAAUGAAAAACUGGAAGAAAACCAACAACGCCAGAGACGUUUCGAGGAAAAUAUUCGUUCAUUCGACAGCGUCCAUCAACAGGAAUUGACUCUCAAAGAUCAACUCACCCGAAUGAAGAUUGAGAAAAAGUUUAGAGAAGUGGAACGCACAUUGACGUCAUUUGUCGAUCAGUUCAACGAAGAACAUUUGGUAGACUUGAAACGAGAGUACUGUCAGUUACAAAACGAUUUGAGACUGAUUGGAAACGAAGAAGUGAAAAUUUUCACCCAAAUACAAGAAUAUCAAAAGCAGGUUGAUGCGGCAGAGGCGAAAUUGGCUACGAAGGAUUACCAACGAGCUGAGACGAAUUAUCGAGAUGCCAUCAUCGAAAUUACGAUUCUUCGUGAAUCGAUUCAGGAUUUGACAAAGUAUCGAAAGUGUCUUGAUGUGUCCCUCAUUCAAUUCCAUACUGAAAAGAUGGCAGCAGUGAAUGUUAUCAUUGACGAAUUGUGGAGAAAAGUCUACAAUUCCACAGACAUCACUACCAUUAGAAUCAGAUCCGAUACUGCAUCUGAGGGCGGAAGUAAGAGAGCAUAUGACUACAAUGUUAUGAUGGUCCAGGAGAGUGGUACUGAAGUAGAGAUGCGUGGAAGAUGUAGUGCUGGACAGAAGAUGCUCGCUUCUCUUCUUAUUCGCAUUGCCCUUGCCGAAGUUUUUGGUGGAUUGUGUUCCAUGAUUGCGUUGGAUGAGCCAACCACAAACUUGGAUGAGUGGAAGGUUGAUGGAAUGGCAAACGUUCUUAGUGAUCUGAUUGAAGCACGACGGGGUUAUGACGACGAUGGAAAUUUGAGAGGGCGUGAUAUGCAGAUGGUCAUCAUCACACACGACGAGCGUCUCGUCAACAAAAUCACUCUCAGCUGCCGUCCAGAUUAUAUCUACUGUUUGGGGAAGGAUGAGCAUGGAGUCAGUUUCUUGUCGAAACGAUUCCCAGACGGAAGAAUGAAACGAGUCAACGAGUUGCACAGACGCUAG